CCACCACAUGUGUGCCGACACAGAGUAGGCCUCAGUACUGCUGGCCGUCAGCGGGCAGGCAGGCAGAGGAGAAGAGGAGGGGAGGAAAAGUGUGUUUACACAGACGGCAAACUGCCUGGGGAAUCGUCGGGGAGAGGAAGUGAGCCGGCUCUGUGUCUGCCUGCUCCAACUUCCUGCUCAGAAAGAGAAAAAGCCCAGGAUCCUAUUUCAGUCCAGCACAACUGUGUAGACCAGAAGUAAGCAUGGAAAAACAAGGAAUCCCACCAGCUUCACCGUAAAGUUUCACGGAGGGAAAAAGACCGAGAGAGAGAGAGAGAGAUCGCAGGUAUGGACAGUGCCAUCACUCUGUGGCAGUUCCUGCUGCAGCUGCUGCUGGACCAGAGUCACAAGCACCUGAUAUGCUGGACGUCCACGGACGGAGAGUUCAAGCUCCUCAAAUCGGAGGAAGUGGCGAAGCUGUGGGGGCUGCGCAAGAACAAGACCAACAUGAACUACGACAAGCUGAGCAGAGCCCUGCGCUACUACUAUGACAAGAACAUCAUCAAGAAGGUGAUAGGCCAGAAGUUUGUCUAUAAGUUUGUGUCCUUCCCUGAGAUCCUGAAGAUGGACCCCCAGGCGGUGGAGAUGGGCCUGGCUUCUGGACGGUUUCCCCUCCAGGAAGGAGAGGCCUCUGAGCUGGAGGUAGAGGAAGAGGAGGAAGAGGAAGGUGAGGAGGAGGCCCAGAGGAGGACCCUGGCAGCGCUGGGAGCGCAGCAGUGUCGGAACGACUACCUCCGCUCAGGUCUCUACUCGUCUUUCAGCAUCAGCUCCCUGCAGAACCAGCCCGAGCUGCUCCGUGCCCUGCGGGAGCACCAGGGGGAGCCGCGCACCGUCAUCCGCUUUGGCGCAAACCCCGGUGACAGGAGCUCCCCUCCUUCUGUCAAACCCGAGUCCUUCAUCUCCCCCAGGUUAUCCAAACUCCACUCCCCGUCCUCUCCCCACACUCAGCCCUCUCAGUCCGGCCGAAGCUGGAGCCCUGCGGUCAAGGAGGAGGAGGAGGAGGACUCUGACCAGAGCGCUCAGCCCCUCAACCUCUCCUCUGGGCACAGGGAGCGAGCCCUGCAGCCUCCAGAGAGGAGCAGCAGCAGCAGUAGUGGCAGACGUAGCACUACUACUUGUUGUAGCAGUAGUAACCAAGGAGAUGGACUCCCACCAAAAAGCAAAAAGCCCAAAGCUCUGGAGAUCUCCGCCCCGUCCCUGCUGCUCGCAGGGAGUGACAUCGGCUCCAUCGCCCUCAACAGUCCGGCACUGCCGUCUGGCUCCCUCACUCCUGCCUUCUUCACAGCACAGACUCCCUCUGGUUUGCUGCUGGCUCACAGUCCGCUGUUGUCAGGCAUCCACUUCUGGAGCAGCUUGAGCCCCGUCGCCCCGCUCAGCCCCGCCCGGCUGCAGGGCCACAGCUCCCUAUUCCAGUUCCCCAGCCUAAUCAACGGACACAUGCCUGUCCCACUGCCAAACCUGGAAGGAACACCCUCCUCUCUGCUCCUGUCCCCCACCACCCACAAAUCCUGAUCCAGGGUCUGUGAAAAAAAAAAAAAAAAAAAAACCCAUCUUCAUCCAUCUCUUCUCGAAGGUUUCUCAUCAUUAUCAUCAUCAUCAUCUGCAGCAGCGGUCUCUGUUAAAUUUUGCUUCAGAAAAAAAGUCCUACGAGACAGUAUGUGACCUCACUUUUUUGCACUUGCGUUGCUUCAGAUUCCAGUGGUUGAAAGCACUUGGUAAAAGCCAUACAGCCACGAUGUCUGUGAGACGUCUCGGCUCUUUGCGAUAAAGUACAGCACAUUUCCACAUGACCCUGUCCACGAUGGACAGUAGUGACGUGUAGCUGCAGAAGACUAGCCAGCAGCUCAUUCUGCGCAGAGAGCUUGGUUGUUUUUAAUCUUUUUUUUUAAGUCCUUUUACUUAAAUGUUCAUCAACAAUGUGAAACCAGUCAUUUCACUUGUAUGGUAUUGUAUGUAUUGUAUGCACUAUGCUUCUCAGAUAGUACCGGCUGUGCCUUGUUACCCCUUUUUUCCCCUAAAAUCUUUUAAUGAAGACGAGAUUUCAAAUCAAUGAAAAACCUUUGUAACACUUGUAAUGUUCUUUUUUUUAUACUGGACUUGGUAUACAGUUUGUAUUCUGUAUAAUUUUGUAUUGUGAAGAAUGUUUUUUGUCAUUUUCAAUAAACAAAGCAUUGAAUGCUUGAACAGAG
Molecule: messenger RNA, 2228 nt
Organism: Acanthopagrus latus (yellowfin seabream)
Lineage: Eukaryota; Metazoa; Chordata; Actinopteri; Spariformes; Sparidae
Product: ETS domain-containing protein Elk-3-like
Exons: 5
Coding region: 328-1551 (407 amino acids)
Biological process (GO): regulation of transcription by RNA polymerase II; cell differentiation
Cellular component (GO): nucleus
Molecular function (GO): sequence-specific DNA binding; DNA-binding transcription factor activity, RNA polymerase II-specific
Source: RefSeq, a predicted model, not a curated record